Molecule: messenger RNA, 1538 nt
Organism: Hippocampus zosterae (dwarf seahorse)
Lineage: Eukaryota; Metazoa; Chordata; Actinopteri; Syngnathiformes; Syngnathidae
Product: enoyl-CoA delta isomerase 2-like
Exons: 11
Coding region: 119-1300 (393 amino acids)
Molecular function (GO): fatty-acyl-CoA binding
Source: RefSeq, a predicted model, not a curated record
AACGUAAACCCGGAAGUGUUUGAUUUCCUGCCGUCACGGCGUCAACCUUGUUUGCCCUGUGGCUUUCUUUCGGCUUUUGGUCCUGCCUUCUUGUUCUCCUCCCAACCUCUCUCUCUAAAUGACUUUAACGGCGCUGACACGCUUCACAUUAACGAGUCGGUUGUGGCGAUUGUCCGGCGUUCCUGCCAUGAGCUUCCACACCGGCAAGACUUGGGCGAGGGGUGUGACCCAGGAGCACUUUGAGGAGGCCAAGAACAAACUUUCCUCGUUGAAGGAAGAUCCCGGGAAUGACGUCAAGCUCAAAAUCUACGCUCUCUUCAAACAGGCCACGCACGGUCCAUGUGACACCCCCAAACCCGGGAUGUUGGACUUCAUCAACAAGGCCAAGUGGGACUCGUGGAAGGCUCUGGGAUCCAUGACACAGGAGGAGGCCCGGCAGCGGUACUGCGAUUUGAUUGGCUCCCUGGUAGCGGCAGAAGGCGGAGCCCCCGCCCGAGCGCCCGCCGGGUCGUCCGCCGGCAGCCGCGCGUACGACUCCCUGCUGGUCAGCACGCAGGAUGACAUCACCACCAUCGUGCUCAACCGCCCCGCCAAGAAGAACGCCAUCACCACCCAGAUGUAUGAGGAGAUCAUUGAAGCUCUGCAGGACGCAGCCCGCGACCACUCGGUCGUCACCGUCUUUACUGGCGCCGGGGAUUUUUACUGCAGCGGCAAUGACCUGAGCAACUUCACCAAGAUCCCCGAGGGAGGUGUGGAGCAGAUGGCCAAAGCCGGCGGGGAGCUGCUCAGGAGGUACGUGAAAGCCUUCAUCGACUUCCCCAAGCCGCUGGCGGCGGUGGUGAACGGACCGGCCGUGGGAAUCUCCGUCACCCUCUUGGGACUGUUCGACUUGGUCUACGCAACGGAGAGCGCUACUUUCCACACGCCCUUCAGCCAACUGGGCCAGAGUCCGGAAGGCUGCUCGUCAUACACGUUCCCUCGCAUCAUGGGCCUCGGCAAGGCCAACGAGAUGUUGCUGUUCAACAAGAAGCUGACGGCCUUCCAGGCAUGCCAGCUGGGCCUGGUCACGCAAGUCUUCCCCGACAGCAGCUUCCAGGCCGAAGUUUGGAGCCGACUGAAGAACUACGCCAAGCUACCCCCAAAUUCUCUGGCGCUGUCCAAGCAACUGAUCCGCUCGGUGGAGAAAGAGCGCCUCCACGCCGUCAACGACGCCGAGGUGGACCGUCUGAUAGAGCGAUGGAUGUCGGAUGAGUGCUUCAACGCCGUCAUGAGCUUCUUUCAGGCCAAAGCGAAGCUUUGAGCUGUGACGGCAAGCGUCGGGACCCAUCGCAAGGAGUGUCUCUGUGGUGGCGUGCCGCCGUGCGCUGUCGUCGAUGCCAUUGAUUGGCAGCAGACAUUUCGGCCAACGUGAAGGAUCAAGUGCCUGACCCGAUUUGCACACGUGCGUGGCACUCAACUCUAUGCUGUGUGUCCAUUUGUCUACAGGGGGGAGAAAAAAAGUUGUUCAAAUGAUCAAUAAACACGUCUCCUUUCUUUGA